AUGGGUGAAGAACCAAAGCAUCAAGAUCAAAAACAGAUCCCACUCUUAGGAGAUUCAAUACCCAACAAGGAAAAACAUCAAGAAAAGCAUAGUUUUCUGCGAUGGCACCGACACAAUGCAGCUCUGACACCUUUCAAAAUCGAUAAUAAUUUGAUACAGAAGGUCAUUGGAAAGACAUUUCGAAGCACAGCCAAUUUGUCCAAUCUCCUCCCUACAGGAACAGUUCUUGCAUUUCAAAUUCUAUCGCCCAUUUUCACUAACCAAGGUCGGUGUGAUAAAACUAGCCAGUCUAUGACAGCAGGUCUUGUGACCCUUUUUGCUGUGUCUUGCUUUCUAUCAUCUUUUACAGAUAGUUUCAGGGAUGAGAAAGGGACAGUUCGUCAUGGGAUUGCAACCUUUCGAGGAUUAUGGGUCAUUGAUGGAUCUGAUACUAUUUCCCCUGAAGAAGCUUCAGAAUUUCGGCUUAAAUUGGUUGAUUUCUUGCAUGCGUUCAUGUCAGCUCUGGUUUUUGCUGCUGUCGCAUUGCUUGAUCAGAAUGUGGUGAAUUGUUUCUACCCAACACCUUCAGAUGCGACGAGAGAAAUCAUUACAGCAAUACCAGUUGGGAUUGGAAUGACUGGUAGUAUGUGUUUUAUUACGUUCCCUACUACCCGUCAUGGAAUUGGCUUUCCCCUUUCUCCUCGCUAA
Telopea speciosissima is the source of this 687-nucleotide messenger RNA. RefSeq names its product protein DMP6-like. Gene Ontology annotation, biological process: endomembrane system organization. Bases 1 to 687 code for a protein of 228 amino acids. The transcript has a single exon. The record is from RefSeq and is a predicted model, not a curated record. NCBI's taxonomy places the organism in Eukaryota, Viridiplantae, Streptophyta, Magnoliopsida, Proteales, Proteaceae.